AUGCCCAUCCAUUCUUUGUUACCGCUAUGUAUUAAAUUAUCUUCCAGAUGGCAGGUUUUAGGGCGCUCUCAAGGUUGUAAUGGGAACGGACGGGCUCUCUAUCCGCCAAACAGAGUUCAAGGGGAGCGGGAGCUAGAGCUAGAAUCGGCCGGAUGUGGGCGCCACCGGCCCUCAAUGCCUCCAUUCUCGCGCACAGACGGGCCCUCCAUAUCGUACGGAUACUUCGGGAACUUUAAACGAACCGAGAACAGUAUCUUGCCAUCCGCAGACGACCUCCAAGAUUCAUCAUGCGAGAUGAACUGCUUUCCCCGACAGGAACCGGAUGGCAACAUAAUGCUGAAAUCCAUGUCUCAAAUGCCGACGUAUUCGAUCGUCUUUGAACGCUCAUCAACGUGGCUAUUGCUGCGGCAAGGUCUCUCUCCCAUGGAGCUCUCGGAGGAAAUCUUCGCAACAAUGUCAAAAGUGGUAUGA
Colletotrichum truncatum is the source of this 471-nucleotide messenger RNA. Lineage: Eukaryota; Fungi; Ascomycota; Sordariomycetes; Glomerellales; Glomerellaceae. The record is from RefSeq and is a predicted model, not a curated record.